This is a messenger RNA of Paracoccidioides lutzii Pb01, 2301 nucleotides long. Its product is annotated as RING finger and CHY zinc finger domain-containing protein. Gene Ontology annotation, cellular component: nucleus. Bases 1 to 2301 code for a protein of 766 amino acids. Gene Ontology annotation, biological process: protein ubiquitination; ubiquitin-dependent protein catabolic process. The transcript has 3 exons. The record is from RefSeq and is a predicted model, not a curated record. Gene Ontology annotation, molecular function: zinc ion binding; ubiquitin protein ligase activity.
AUGAGCAGCUAUAUUUCUUCCUUCCUACCCGAACCGGUGCUACGGAGAGUCCGCCAACGGCAAGAGUCGUCAAAUCCCCCACAUGCUGCUGGUCUUGAAAUCCUGUUUCCUCAGUCAGAAAAUGUCGAAUCUCCAUCUCCAGCAGAUGGCGCUGACGUGACCAAUACUCAUCGCACCAUUGAAGAGAGUGGAAUACCGCUCGACCGUGCGGCCUCGAGUGCUGCCCCGGAGGAAAGAUCAUAUUCCCCUCGCUCUCAUGAUGAGUACGUGAACACCUCUGGCCAUUCUGAAAUCGAUGUUAGAGAUUCAUUGCGCCUAUCUCCCCAUUCUCUGAUGGAAUCAGCACUCGGGGGAACCGGCAGUGAAGUUGGGUCUUCGUUGGAUCGAGUUGAUGCAGGGAGUCAGACUCCAAGAUCAACACCUACACCAGCGAUUGCCUCAUCUAGCGCCGUUGACUGUAAUCCUAGGGCAGGAGGAGGACUACAAUCUAGAGGAUCCAAUGAAAGAGAAAGCGGCCAAAGCGAUGACCCAUACGCUGGAUUAGAUAUCAUUUUGGCCGGGAAAUAUAGAACGCUACCGGAGGAUGAUGGCAUGAGCACGUUAAGGGAAAAGAUACACAAUAUACGGGACGCAGCAGUUUCUAACGCGGAAAAGGCCAGAUUGAUUCAUGGACUUAUGACGGAAAAUUACAAUUCAUCGCUGAAUAAUAGACAUGGUCAGUCCUUCCAGCCACAUUCACCCUCUAGUUCCCAUGGUCAAGAACGCCCAUGGACGCCUCUGUCACGUAGCAAACGUUCUUCCGGUCGCUUCCCCCUGACUCCCUCAUUGACCGUGUCUGCCUCUUCAAACGCGUUUCCCUAUUAUCUCACCGAUGAGGAUCUGCAACCUAGUUUCGCUACGCGACAUGACUCGUCAGAAUUUUCUGGUGAGAAUAUGCCUUCGUUCUCGAAGGAGCUCCCAAAUGACGACGCAGUGGAAGAGGAAAUUUUCCAAUUAGGCUGUCGACAUUAUAAGAGGAGGGUAAAGCUCCAAUGCUACGCAUGCAAGAGAUGGUAUACUUGCAGAUUUUGCCAUGACCAAGAGGAAGAUCACACUUUAAAUCGAAGAGCGACUCAGAACAUGCUUUGCAUGGUUUGCAGUACCCCCCAGCCGGCUGGGCAAUGGUGUAAAUCGUGCGGUGUUCAAGCUGCUAGCUACUACUGCUCAGUCUGUAAACUCUGGGAUAACGACACCGAGAAGAGUAUAUACCACUGCAACGACUGUGGGAUAUGCCGUAUCGGUCAAGGAAUUGGAAAGGACUAUUAUCACUGCAAGACCUGCUCUGUAUGCAUUCCCGUAUCUAUACAGCAAACCCACAGAUGCAUCGAACGAUCCACGCAGUGCGACUGUCCGAUAUGUGGUGAUUAUAUGUUUACGUCUCCCGAGGCAGUCAUAUUCAUGAAAUGCGGACAUAGCAUACAUCAAAAGUGCUUUUCUCAAUACUCCAAAACAUCAUAUCGCUGUCCUAUUUGCAGUAAAACUAUUGCAAAUAUGGAGGCCCACUUCAGAAACCUUGACCGCACAAUAUCAGACCAGCCAAUGCCUCCGGAUUUCAGAGAUACAAGAGCGCUAAUAUCUUGUAACGACUGUUCCGCGAAGUCCGCGGUUCAAUAUCAUUGGUUAGGGUUAAAAUGUGAAAUAUGUUACUCUUACAACACUACGCAAAUACGUCUCCUCACUGGUUCUGAUAGUGGCAAUGGUAACACUAGUCGUGAAUAUGAAGGUCGGGAAGCAUCUCGAAACCUGACCAUACCAAUCCGCAUGGCUAGAUUACCACAAAGCCCUGAUGAAAAUCACACAAUAACGGAAGGCACAAUACCGCCGGCUUUCUCAAGAUCAGUUCCGGCAAGUGAUACGACUCUCGGACCCACCCAACCCACGGAACAAGCUCCAAGCUACCGACGAUCCUUCUCUACUAUGCCCCUGAGAACCGUGCCGGCAAUGAUAGGGAAUUAUUUCGGCCUUUAUCGAGGAAGUGUAUCUGUUUGGUCACCUACGGACUCCGGGGACUCCGGCGACAGCAACAAGCCCGCAAAUAACGACAAUGAUGAUAUCGACUUUUGGGGCAGCAAGUCUUCCAGGCCUACAUUUGGAAUAUUUAGUGGUGGUAAGGACGAUGACGAUGUGGUGGUGCUCGAAGACGAGAGCGAGACUGCUACUGAUGGCUCCGAAGAAGAUACCGAUGAUGAUGAACGGCAAGAAGACACGGAAGAUGAGGAAGACGAUGAUGUUGAUGAGAUUGACAUAUUUGGACACAGAUGA